AUGGCAUCGCUCAGCUCAGCCUCUACGUACCGUGCUGAGCUCAUCAGUGCCUAUGGGCAGGGGCAUGGCGAACCCUGUUUUGAGGCUGACCGGCGGCAUGGACCCUUUGGGGCACGAGCACAUGAGGCCUUUGGGUACCCAGAGUCUCCAGGAGCCAUGUAUCCCUGCAGCCUGGGCACGUGGGUGCGUGCCCAAGGUGACACCUACCAAGUGGUGGCCGAUGUCAGCCAGUUUGAGCCCCAUGAAAUUGUGGUGACCACCUCCAACUGCUAUGUCUCCAUCCAGGCAGAAAAGGUGGCUGAGGAUGGCACCAUCUGUGACACCUUCACCCACAAGUGCCAGCUGCCUGAGGACACGGACCCACUGUCAGUGAGCUGCACCCUCACCGAGGCUGGCACACUGGUCAUCACUGCCCGGCGCCGUGCUGGUGCCCACCAGCCACUGUACCGCAGCGAGGUCACGCUGUGA
Messenger RNA from Acanthisitta chloris (rifleman), 468 nucleotides. RefSeq names its product heat shock protein beta-7-like. Lineage: Eukaryota; Metazoa; Chordata; Aves; Passeriformes; Acanthisittidae. The record is from RefSeq and is a predicted model, not a curated record.